Culex quinquefasciatus (southern house mosquito) is the source of this 959-nucleotide messenger RNA. RefSeq lists its product as uncharacterized. The coding region runs from base 181 to 591 and encodes 136 amino acids. The record is from RefSeq and is a predicted model, not a curated record. Lineage: Eukaryota; Metazoa; Arthropoda; Insecta; Diptera; Culicidae. The transcript is spliced from 2 exons.
GGUAGCAGAAUGAGGGGGAGGGCAGCCUCAGAAAGCUGUGUAAUCCGCACGGGGUUGGGCACAAGGUUGAUCCGUAGCGCAUUGGAUUUACUUCCGUAAAUAUUCCAUAAAUAUCGUAAAUAUAGGUAAAUAUUAUUCACCUGCACGAUAUUCGGCACAACAUUUUGUUCAGUGUGGAUAAUGACAGUUAAGAACUGUCACUUGUUUGUUUCCUUCGUUUACAAACUGUCACCGCUCCAAUAUUUUUCGAGCUUGAGGUUUUUUGACCAUCUACUGCCUCGGACUUGGGAUUUCACCGGAGGUCGAUACGACGGUGCGGAUUUGCGCCGGCUGUGCCGAACGCUGCGCGUCGACGCCUUCCGGACGCGAGACCUGCACUGCAACAGUUACGUCGAGAACGAGCAGGAGGACAAGGAAGACGAGGAAGUGUGCCGGUUCUGCUUGAAGGCGGAUGGCGGGGCGGCGUUGGUCGAGUUGUUUCCGGGCGGCGGCGGGAGCGUGGCGGAUGAUGCCGGUGCCGGUGAAGCUGGAGGACGUGACGGAUUCGUCGGAUUCGUACAGCAUUGGCAGCGAGAAUGGGGAAGGGGGUGAGGGUUUUGAGUCGGACAGUUCGACGGCGGAUAACGGGGAGAAGCGUGGGGAAAAGCGGAAGGUCACGGCACGGUUGCUGCCGUGGAUUGGAAGUGACCACGAGGUUACGAAGGUUACAAGUCUAAAUGUUUGAACGGAGCGGAGGAUGGAGUUCAAGCGAAGGUGAAGGCCAAUAAUGUGGAUAUUUACAAAAUCCUCCAGCAGAAGGAUCCCGCGCGCAUCUUUAAGGUGCUUCUGCACAUGGUCAGAAAAAUGACAAAUUCGGCAUAUAACAACCGUACGCCAUGAUUAUUGUUUUUUUUUUUUCAUCAUAUUUAACAAUACAAAAAAUACAGCUGAAACCACAAAUAAAAAGAAAAUCCAAGAAA